AUGACCUCUCUUGAUGCGUUGGACCAGAGUGCAGACAUAGCAGUCAUCAGUGCCUCCUUCAAAGCCGUCUUUGACAAACUUCUCGAGUCCACACAACAAGUUGGCAAUGAUCCCCUCCUCCGGGUUGCCCAACCAGCAGACCUCCCUCUCCUCAAAGAACUCAGCACUCCCGGCCAACCCAACGACAUAGACCAAGCCAUCCAAGAUGCCUUUACAAUCUCCGACUUUCGCCUCCGCAUGAAUAACCCUCGCUUCUUCGGCUUCAUCCCCAAUCCCGUCUCGCCGCUGUCUUGGAUAGGCGAUUGCCUUUCGAGCGCUUUCAACUCUUUUGCGGGGUCCAAACUGCAGGGCUCGGGAGUUGCUGUUGUUGAGCAGACGCUGCUGCAGUGGCUGGCGGGACGCGUGGGACUGCCUGACACUGCGGGCGGGGUUUUUGUUUCUGGGGGGUCCAUGGCUAAUAUGACUGCUAUGGUUUUGGCGAGGGACUGUAUUCUGCCUUCUGGGCAGGAGGGGCUGGGUGUUGCGUAUGUGUCUGAUCAGACGCAUCAUUCUGUUGCCAAGGCGCUGAGAAUUAUUGGCAUCAAGCGAGAUCAGAUUCGUGUCAUUCCGUCGAAUGCCUCCUUUCAGAUACAGACUGUAACCCUAAAGGAGGCCAUUCAAACCGACCGCAAGGCAGGGCUCAUCCCGUUUGUCAUAAUCGGAACAUCGGGCACGACCAAUACGGGGAGUGUUGACGAUCUAGCGGGUCUUGCACAAAUUCGAGACGAAGAAGGCGUAUGGCUUCACGUCGACGGUGCCUAUGGCGCAUCUGCCUCACUCGCCGCAACACGGAGCUCGGUGGUCAGCGGCCUCGGCCUUGCAGACAGUAUCUCCUGGGAUGCGCACAAGUGGCUCUUCCAGACGUACAGCUGCAGUCUGAUUCUUGUCAGAAACAAGAUCAAUCUGGUCAAAGUCUUUACUAAUGACGGCGACUACCUCCGCGACGCGCUCGAUGACGAGGAGAUUCCUAACUUUUGGAACUUUGGCAUGGAGUUGACGCGGCCGUCGCGAGCUUUGAAACUCUGGUUCACGUUGCGUGUGCUUGGAGUAGAAAGACUCGGACAUUUGAUUGACCAUGGGUUCCGCCUGGCGGAGAUUGCUCAGGAAGAGGUGGAAAGGUUGAAGAAUUGGGAGGUUACAAAUGCUGCGAGCAUGGCGAUAGUAACGUUGCGAUAUGCACCACCUGGCAAGACGGAAGAGGAACUGAAUGAUCUAAACACGGCAAUUUCGAGAAAUCUGGUCGAGGGAAAUAUUGCUGGGAUAUUGACAACAAAGCUACGAGGGAGGGUAGUUUUGAGGAUAUGCUCGAUUAGUCCGUUGUUGAGCCGUGAUGAAAUGACGGGCAUCAUCCGACAAGUCGAUGAAGUGGCGAGACAGUUGAGUACCUGA
This is a messenger RNA of Fusarium vanettenii 77-13-4, 1428 nucleotides long. RefSeq lists its product as uncharacterized. NCBI's taxonomy places the organism in Eukaryota, Fungi, Ascomycota, Sordariomycetes, Hypocreales, Nectriaceae. Gene Ontology annotation, biological process: amino acid metabolic process. The transcript has a single exon. Gene Ontology annotation, molecular function: pyridoxal phosphate binding; carboxy-lyase activity. Bases 1 to 1428 code for a protein of 475 amino acids. The record is from RefSeq and is a predicted model, not a curated record.